This is a messenger RNA of Wallemia mellicola CBS 633.66, 3160 nucleotides long. It is a transcript of the gene trk2, whose product is annotated as TrkH-domain-containing protein. Bases 70 to 3117 code for a protein of 1015 amino acids. Lineage: Eukaryota; Fungi; Basidiomycota; Wallemiomycetes; Wallemiales; Wallemiaceae. Gene Ontology annotation, cellular component: plasma membrane. Gene Ontology annotation, biological process: intracellular potassium ion homeostasis; potassium ion import across plasma membrane. The record is from RefSeq and is a predicted model, not a curated record. Gene Ontology annotation, molecular function: high-affinity potassium ion transmembrane transporter activity. The transcript has 3 exons.
GUUAAUUAAGGAAAGAAAAAUCUUUGACAUUUUAAGAGGUCUUUAGGGACUACAGUGACUAGACUAUAGAUGAAUAAUUCGGGUAAAGAUAACGAUGAGCUGGCUUCUGAUGGGACAGAGAAACCAAAUCCGGUGAAAGUUAGAGACUGGCUUCACGAUGCAUGGAAGGGGUCUUUUAACUUUUAUAGAAUACACAUGCUCGUUUUUACUAUCGCACCACUCAUCUUUGGUGCUAUCAUCUACGCUGGCGAUACAAACCACGGUUUCGCAUACAUAGAUACCUUGUUCGUCGCAACUUCUGCCUUCACUGUCACAGGUCUAUCUACAAUUGAGCUCAGUCAUUUUAACGGAUUUCAACAAGCUGUACUAUUCUUUUGUAUGUCAAUUGGUUCAGUCUCGACCGUAUCAAUUGUUAUGGUCAUCAUAAGAAGAUUCUACUUCAGAAAGCGGUUUGAACAUGUUAUUAUGACAGAGAAUAAGAGAAAAGCACAGCGAAGACCUUCGUGGUAUGAAGUGGCAACCUCUUCAGCCAGAGAAACUGCAUCAGGUAUUAGAUCCCGUUUUAGACAAUCAUCACAACGUCCUUCAGAUCAUUCUGAGCGUCCUUCAACUCCAAACAAUAUAUCUCCAUCAUCGUCAUCAUCGUCAUCUGAAUUCAAGACACCUAUCAAACCUGCAGGUGGAACCAAAUUGAAUAGGGUUGCAAGAUCACUAGGUAUUGGCACAUCUGCACAUCAUGACCCUGAUAGCAUACCUCCAAUCGGUGACAAGCAGAAGAAGAAACGAAGGUUCACACCAUCAAUGAUUCGUCGUGUCGAUGCACCAGCUCUGAUUAAUAGAAUGGCACCUGGUGGUUGGAUAUCUGAUAAGGCGUCUGCUAAAUCCAUGUCACCACCGCAUUCACCAAUGCAAUCGCAUCAAGACAUCAAGAAUCAAUACAAGAAUGCGGACAAUGAACACGCACUCGACACAGACUCAGAAUCUGAAGAAGAAGAUGCUGAAAAGAUGGCUGGACAGCAACAACAACAACAGCGGAAGAGAUCUUCAGUUACCUUACAGGCUUCCGGAAGACCAUCUAGGAUUGGUAGAGGUGAAUCAUUCGGCUCUAGAUCAAUAGACAGGCCAUCGCAAGAUCCACAGCCUCAACCUAUUAUUGUAGAUCAUGGGAAUUCUCAAGUUGAUGAAGAGAAAUUUCCACGUAGUGCCACCAUUGGAUUCCGUGAGCCUGAUUUAUCGAUCAAUCGACAAAGGACUGCAGGAACAAACCUUGAUAGAAGUAACACCUAUCAGUCGGGUAGAUCAAGAUCUAUAGCACCAUCAGGAUAUUUCCCUAGAACUACAACCAAGCCAUAUUCAACACGUGAUAGGAAUUUUGGUGGUUUUCCAGGCCCAUUGACAUUGAUAACACGAUUCGUCGAUAAGAUUUUCCCACAAUUUAGAUCUAGACUUGAUAGAUCUGUUACUAUACCAUACACCCACACGUAUACUUCACAACCAGAGGGCACAAUUGGUGGACUUGGUAGUCGGGGUAAGCACGCACCUUAUAUCACCUUCGACGCUAUCGUUGGGCGUAAUUCCGUCUUCAAGGACCUGACAGAUGAGCAACUCGAUGAACUAGGUGGUGCCGAAUAUCUUGCUUUGAAAAUACUCACAGUUAUUCUGAUAUUCUAUUAUUUCUUCUUCCAGUUAAUUGGAUUGACUAUUAUUGCACCUUAUAUCAAUGAAAUUCCAAGAUUUAGAAAUACGGUUGAAGAGGAGGCACCAAAUUUGAAUCCAGUAUGGUAUACUGCUUUCAAUACAGUUAGUGCGUAUAGUAAUACUGGUAUGAGUCUUGUUGAUAGUUCGUUGCAAAAAUUUCAAACGGCUUACGGAAUGUACCUUCCUAUAUCAUUCCUAAUUUUGCUCGGCAACACAUGUUUUCCAAUAAUGUUAAGGUUUAUAAUUUGGUUAGGUACGAAAGUAGUCAGAAAAGAAUCUCAAGAAUAUAGGGGAUUACAUUUCUUGCUUGACCAUCCGAGAAGAGCUUUUCUUUAUCUUUUCCCAUCUCACCAAACUUAUUUCCUUUUAUCAAUGGUCGUCAUCAUGGUUGUCACUGAUUGGGUUUGCUUCCUAUUAUUGGACAUUGGUACACCAUCUAUAGAAGAAAUACCACUUGGUACUCGAUUUGCGUGUGGAUUUAUGCAAGCUACAGCAGUUAGAGCUGCAGGAUUUAAUAUAGUUAAUCUCGCAAAUCUAUCGCCAUCAGUCCAAUUACUCUAUUUAAUUAUGAUGUUCGUAUCGGUCUAUCCUAUAGCUUUGUCAGUUAGAGGUACGAACGUAUAUGAAGAGAUGAGUUUGGGAAUUUACUCAAAUGAUGAUCAAAGUUCUGAAGAACCAAACGAAGAUAAUGUAGACUCUACUGCUUCGCCAUCGAGAGGUAAAUUAUGGGGUAGCUAUUUUGGUUGGCACGUCAAAAAGCAACUAUCGUUUGAUAUCUGGUGGUUAGCGUUCGUGUUAUUCCUUCUCUGCAUCAUUGAAAGGGGCAAGAUACUCGACGAAGAGAAGAGUUAUUUUACAAUCUUUAGUAUACUCUUUGAAGUAGUCAGUGCAUACGGUACUUGUGGUCUCAGUCUUGGUGUCAGUGAUAAAAAUUACUCAUUAUCAGGCGAGAUGCGUACAUUAUCAAAAUUGUUACUUAUGGUUGUCAUGAUUCGUGGUCGUCAUCGUGGAUUACCAAACGCUAUAGAUAGAGCCGUGCUCUUACCAUCUGACCUUCGGGAAACUGAUCAACAAAUGGCAGAUCAGCAAUCGCAAGCUGAAGCUUUACGCAGAACUCGCUCAAUGGCUACCAGUUUCUCAGCUGCUCGUAAUAACACCUUCUAUCGUGAACUUGAAAAUAACUACCGUGGUCCCCCAUUCCCAAUGCCACAAAGCAACGAAGAAGACGACAAAUUGGCUACUAUAAAUGAACAAACUCAACAACCAACACCUAGUCUAUCACCUGAAUCUACAAAUGUUGGUUUACCAGCAGAUUUAUCACCUAAACACGAAAACAAACCUGAUAUUCCAGCUUUAAGUGAAGAACCAGAGGAUAGAUCACAUUCACCAUCACAAUCACAGGCUAACAAGGAUGAUUAGCUUGUCUCUUUUCAUAUAUUUUCUCAUUGUUAACUCGCAUCAG